Molecule: messenger RNA, 1542 nt
Organism: Helicoverpa zea (corn earworm)
Lineage: Eukaryota; Metazoa; Arthropoda; Insecta; Lepidoptera; Noctuidae
Gene: St2
Product: luciferin sulfotransferase
Exons: 5
Coding region: 165-1160 (331 amino acids)
Biological process (GO): sulfation
Cellular component (GO): cytoplasm
Molecular function (GO): sulfotransferase activity
Source: RefSeq, a predicted model, not a curated record
AAAACUAUUGGUAGAAAGUGCACAGCUUUCUGCAACGAAAGAGGGAAACGCGAUGCACCGAUGCAACGCGGAAUCACAACAUUUCCGUUGAUUGCAGACACUGGACGUGUAGACGAAAAUCCGAUAUACAAACUUUUUGAAACGAUUUCUUUUUAAAUCUCAAAAUGAAAUCGAAACCAGUGUUGACAUUUUCGAAAUUAGAUCCCGAAACGGGAGGUGUGCUGGAUAGGAUGUUUGACAAGAAGGAUAGCAUGGUGGAAAUUAAUCCGGGUAGGGUAAUUCUCCCAGCUGACUAUAUGACUAUUGGUCAGGAUAUCCUGGAUAUGGAUGUUCGGGAUUCGGACGUCUGGAUGUGCUCUUAUCCUAGAACUGGUUCAACUUGGGCUCAGGAAAUGGUCUGGCUGAUCGGACAUAACUUAGAUUAUGAAGGCGCUAAGUCACUGCAACAAAUUCGAUGUCCCCUCGUGGAGCUAUCCUGCAUCAUGGUGGCUGGCCACUCCACAUGGUGCAAGGAGUCAGUUCAGGGCACUUCGGUAGACCUGGUGAAGCAUCGUCUGCCGUACCCUCGUUACAUCCGCAGUCAUCUGCCCUGGGAUCUACUGCCUGUGGGCAUCGAAAACGAUGAUGGAUCUGCCAAGCCGAAGGUGAUAUACACGUCCCGUAACCCCAAAGAUAUGGUGGUAUCGUAUUACCACUACUGCACACUGGUGCACGGCCUCAAGGGGACCUUCGAGGAGUUCUGUGAUCUCUUCAUGAGGGACCGCGCCCCAUUUGGACCCGUGUGGAAUCAUAUACUUGGCUUCUGGAAACGUCGCCACGACCCCAAUGUACUGUUCAUAAAAUUUGAACAAAUGAAACGCGACCUACCUUCUGUGGUCAGGAAAACUGCUGAAUUUCUCAACAAAGAGUUAACUGAUACGCAAGUCGACAAACUAUGCGACCAUCUCUCUUUCCAAAACAUGAAGACGAAUCGAGCUGUCAACUUGGAAGCCAUCUUGGAAAAGUCUUUCGGAGUCAGUUAUCUUGAGUCGACAGAUUUGAGGUUCAUAAGGAAAGGCGAGAUCGGGGACUGGAAGAAUCAUAUGUCAGAUGAUCUGUCUAGAAGGUUCGACGAAUGGGCCGAACAACAUUUAAAAGGGACUGAGCUUAGUUUCGAGUAAGGUCAUCCUCCUCCGAGCCUUUUUCCGAACUAUGUUGGGGUCGGGUUCCAGUAGUUUCGAGUAAGGUGAGGGGGUAUUUAUGCUUGAUUUUGUAGUGUUUAUUUAAAAAUAUUUUUAUACGUAACAAUAUACCUAUGUACCUAAGUUUAUUUUUUGACAUUGAUAAGGAACUAGUUACGUGUUGUAGGUGUCUAAAGAUAAUGGUGUCUACUCGAAGACAAUUAGUCUGAUUUUUAAUGGUUUUUGUCUGGGACAUUUUGAUAAUGUUUUUUUUCCAAAACAGUAUUGUAUUUAAUUCACGUUUUAUUCUAAUAAUUAUAGCUCCUAGUUAACUAAGUUUGCUCAUUGUCAGAUGCUCAUGUUAUUUUACUUUAUAAAUAAA